Messenger RNA from Pyrenophora tritici-repentis Pt-1C-BFP, 3534 nucleotides. Lineage: Eukaryota; Fungi; Ascomycota; Dothideomycetes; Pleosporales; Pleosporaceae. The record is from RefSeq and is a predicted model, not a curated record.
AUGGGAACACCGGCGGAGGGACCGCCUCCGAUGGACUCUCAGGGAGUCCAGCAGCAGUACAAUUACGACCCGCGCAGCAAUGGUCUGCCCAGGCGCGCCACAGAUGAGGCAACCCUCGCCUCGAACAAUCUUGCGCCUCACAACCACACAAACCAUCCUACGCGAUCCUCGACCGACCCAGGAGAGCACCAUCAUCAUGCACCAAAGCCGAAGCGCAGCGGGAAGAUAUGUGGCAAAUGUGGCGAGGGUCUCACCGGCCAGUUCGUGCGGGCUCUAGGCGAUACUUAUCAUUUGGAAUGCUUUACCUGUCACGACUGCAGCAAAAUCGUUGCCUCGAAAUUCUUUCCCGUACCUGAAAAGCCACCCGGCCAAUACCCGCUAUGCGAGACGGACUACUUCCGCCGCCUUGACCUGCUCUGCUUUGAGUGUGGACAGGCCCUCCGUGGCUCCUACAUUACAGCGCUCGACCGGAAAUACCACAUUGAGCACUUCACCUGUUCCGUGUGUCCUACCGUUUUUGGUGCCUCGGACAGCUACUACGAGCAUGAAGGAAGUGUCUACUGCCACUACCACUACUCCACAAAAUUCGCCCAACGGUGUAAUGGCUGCCAAACCUCCAUUUUAAAACAGUUUGUCGAGAUCUUCCGAAAUGGGCAGAACCAGCAUUGGCAUCCGGAAUGUUACAUGAUCCAUAAAUACUGGAAUGUGCGGUUGCACUCAACUGGCCAGCCAAUCAUCGAACGCCUGCAGCAGGAAGCCGACACCGAUGCAACAGACGAUGUGCGCGAGAGCGUGCGUCAGCAGGAGGAAGAGAUUGAAGCCAAGGUCAAUUGGAUUUGGAAGACAUUAUCGGCUUUCGAAGAGAAAUCGGCCACCUGCAUCUCCGACAUGCUGCUGCAUGUGAGUAAUGGAGCUUACGUUGACGGUGUCAUGGCAGCGAAGAAGUUCAUCGUGCAUGUGGAGCUGCUAUUUGCGGCUGCAGACGCACUCGACGCGCAGCUGGUCAUCAGGACGCCCAAGGGAUUGACGUAUUCGCGCGAAUCAAAGCUGCUCUGUAAGAAGGUGGUCGCUUUCUUUGCCCUGCUCACGCAGUCCCAAGGUACGGGCGUGCGUCGGCUGGGCGUGACCCAAGAGUUGUUGUCCCUGGUUACCGGACUUGCGCACUACCUAAAGCUGCUGAUUCGCAUCUGCCUGCAGGGUGCUCUAAAGUUAGAGCGCGAAACCCGCAGCUCUACUGGUUUGACCAAUUUUCUCACCCAAGUUAAUUCACUUGAUGCACGACUGGAGGAUGAGGCCCAAAGGGACCAGGCAGCUGAGUCUGCCCGACUGGUCCCAAGAUGGGCAGAUGCAUGUCCCAUAUGCGAUGCCCAGGUCGAAGACAAAUGUUUACACCUGAAUCACAUGUCAUUCAACUAUAGUUGUAUGGUCUGUCGCGGCUGCAAUGCCGACUUGCGUCACGAUACUCGCAACGCUUAUUGGAGUAAGACUAAACGGGGCAUCUACUGUCCCGCCUGUGCAGCAGCCCAGUCGGAUGCGGAGAACGGCUUCGAGCAAAUCACAAAACUACGUCAAUACGUACACUUGCUCAACGUAGCUCAUGCUCGUCUCAUGGCGACCCUGCGAUCCAGUGGCGCGCUACCUCACACCUCAGAUGAUCCUAACCUGGCCGGCUAUGAUUCUUCGCAAGGUCAUCGCCUCGGGGACGAACCACUGCAUCUGCGAGGAGAUACGCGCUCAAAAUCAUAUGGCGGCACCUCGACGACUGAUAGUCAGCAGAGUGCAAAUGCUGCGUAUGAGCAGUCCAUGUCCGACAUUAAGCGUUUGCGAUCGACGCGGCUCGACAAACACCUCUCGAAUACAAUGAAGCGCGCACGCGCAUCGCGGAUUAUCGACGGUCCCGAGGGUCUUGAUUCAGCUGGUGGGGAAGGGCAGCUCCGAGGUGGCAUGCAAAUCGUCCAGGAGGGCGACGGGUCCAACCAGGCCGACGCCGUGACCCUCGCCGUCAAUUCGCUUGCGUUGGAUGACAUCGCCCGUAUGGCCGCCCUGGAGCAACAGCGAGAGCAGCGUCCAAACGCAUUCCGUGCAGGUGGAAGCGCGCUUCUUGGCCGCGAUGAUCAACCCCGACUCCAAAACGGCCAUCGUCGGGAUUUCUCUGGAGCUCAGGAUUUACAAAUCAUGUCAGAAGGUCGCUCCCGGACAUUCUUCUCCGAGCUAUCGCCACUUGAGUACUUCAAACUCAAGGGUCUAGCCGUCCUCCAGCUUGGACUUUUACUUGACGAUAGCCAGUACAACCAAGGCGAGCUUUUAGACCUCAUAGAGUCAAAGAAGAACAACUUUUGGGGCAAGAUUGGGUUUGGCAAGGCUUUCAAAGCUGACAAAACCAAGCCAAAGAAAGGCGUGCCGUCAGGAGUCGAGAAGCCCGUUUCAGACAAAGCAACUUUCCGACAAUCGCUCGAAUACCUAGUAGAGAAGUACGGUGACGAGUGUACAGAGGGUGUAGGACCGGGUGCUCUCAAAGUACCUGCUCUUCUCCAGGAGUGCAUUACAGCCAUGAGAAACAUGGACAUGUCUAUUGAGGGUGUCUUCAGGAAGAAUGGCAACCUCAAAGCGCUCCGUGAACUUGAGGAAGAGAUCGACGCAAAUGGGGUUCAGAAGGUUGACCUAAACACGAAGAACCCGGUUAUCCUUGCCAACCUUCUCAAACGUUUUCUCCGGCUGAUGCCUGAGCCUGUCUUGACGUUGAAACUCUACAGACUGUUCAUGGUCGCAAAUGGUGAGUACCUCGAUGACUAUGACAGACGCCUGCUAACAAAAGUAGACAUUGAAGAUGAGGCGCAAAGAAAGAAGGUUUUGCACUUGGUGCUGUGUCUGCUGCCCAAAGCUCAUCGCGAUACAAUGGAGGUCUUGUUCUGCUUCCUCAACUGGGUCUCUUCGUUCCAUACUGUGGACGAGGAGACUGGCAACAAGAUGGACACCUGGAACAUCGCCACCGUCAUGGCCCCAAACAUUUUGAGAGAGAGCAACGACAAAGAAGUCAAGAGUGUGGAUCAAGGCGCUGUCAAAGUGGUGUUUGAUCUCAUAGAGAACAACGAUGAGUUCUCAGAGGUGCCCCCAGAGAUCAUGGAACUGCUGAGCGAUGAGGUAUCGGAUAUGAGCGCAAAAGAAAUCAUGCGACAAUGGGAGCAGCGGGGUAAAAACCCUCUGUCUGCCCCUCCUGCUGGACCCAGGGAGCAAGCAGGUACUGCAUCUAGGAAAGAUCAGCGCAAUGCGCCUCAAAUAACAACAGCCGACAACAAUCCUUCGGCACAAGCGGGCGAGACGCAUGCUCGUCAAGCAGGCGGACUUCCUUCGGGGCCUGCUAACAAUCAACAGAGUCCCGGACAAGGAUACGACCGGGGCACGCCCAACGCUGCAUAUGGCCCGAAUCCACAAGCUUCGGCAGAGAGCCAUCGGACUGCGUCGCCUCAUCGGCACAGCUACCGCUCACCGGGCUUCCAAAAACAUACACAAAUUGGCACCGCAGGUGCCGGAUGA